This is a messenger RNA of Rotaria sp. Silwood2, 945 nucleotides long. The record is from the annotation of a GenBank genome assembly. NCBI's taxonomy places the organism in Eukaryota, Metazoa, Rotifera, Eurotatoria, Philodinida, Philodinidae.
AUGUCUCAAAGAGCCACCUAUUUUCAAAAUCUAGACAAUCUUCGUGAUGAUGGCGCUCGGAUUUAUUACCAUGAUGAAACAUGGUGUAACGUUGGUGAAGAGAAACGGUCAAUAUGGUUGAGCGAUCGUGGUGAGGGUCGUUUAAGGAAGGGUGAUGGGAAAGGAAAAAGAAUCGCUAUCUCAGCCAUAGUUAGUGAACAAGGAUUGGAUAAACACACAGUCGAUAUUUUCCGCUGUGAUGAAGAACAUGCAAUGAAUAGUAAUCAUUUUAUCGAAUGGCUUCACAAAACAGCUGCUCACUUACGUAUCUGUCACCCUGAACCAACUCGAAUAUGCAUUAUCAUCGAUAAUGCAACUUGGCAUUGUGAACUAUGUGACGAUGUUAAACCACCUAAUCGAUCUUGGCGAAAGGAUAGCGUCAAGCAAUGGCUCCAACAACGUAAAAUCAAAUUCGAUCGAUUGAUGACAAAAGCACAGUUGCUGGAGUUGGCUUUUGCCAAUGUUCCCCCUAAGAAGUUCAAGUCUAAUACGGUAGCAUCUCAGUUUAAUGUGGAAAUACUUCGCCUACCCAUCAAGCAUUGUAUGUUGAACCCAAUUGAGCUUGUUUGGGCAAGUCUCAAGGAAUACGUUCGAAAGUAUAAUACAUCUUUUCGUCUGUCGGAUGUAGAAGUAUUGUCGCGUGAAUUCAUUGAUACUGUUGAUGCCAAUUCCUGUCGGAAAUAUAUCGAACAUGCGCGCAAAGUCGAACAGGAUUUUCGCACAGCCGACGCUCUUGUAGAAGAAGUCAUCGAACCAGACCUUGUUAGUUCCGAUUCGGAAGGCAAUGAAGAUCAAGAUGAAGAUCAAGAUCAAGAAGAGGAUCAAGAUGAAGAUGAAGACCAAGAUGAAGAUGAAGACCAAGAUCAAGAAGAAGAUCAAGAUUUCGAAAACAUGGACGAUGCUUGA